UUAGGUUUAAUCACGAAUUGAAUCCCGUUGCCUCGAAUUUCAUUCGUUGAUAAUUAAAUCUUUCACGAAGUCGGCUGGCGAUUACAGAGCCGUUUGCAAAAAGCGCCCAAAAACCCGAAGACGCCACGAAACAACCCCUCCACAAUCACGUCUUCCCAAACCGCCCUGCCAUUGUCGAACUCCUUUGCUUCCCUUUGACCACUCGUCGUCCUUCGCUUCUCGCCGUACCUGGUACAGUACUUUUCAUCGUCAACACUAGCAAUGCCGUCUAAGAGCCUCAAGCUGAAGGUCGCCAAGGCGAAAGCCACCUUUGAAAUGUCAAACGAUCAAAAGGAGAAGAAGAAAGCGGCCGAUUGGCUCCGGGAGCACCGUCUAAUGGACGACAAGGGGGCGUUCUUUUUACGAAGCUCGUCUGUUCGGGCCAAGCCACCCAAAAAUCAAAAGGCGCCGCCUGCCGAGCGACGCGAAGUGCAGUUCGAGCGCGAAGAGGCCUGUUCGCCAGUUCGAGAUGCCUCAUUGAAGAAGAAACCCGUUCGCGCCGCUACACCCUUUCACAAACCUCGCGCUUUACCGCUUGAAGAAGAUGAAGAGAAUGACGAGAUCGAACCCGUCGACGAGGCAUUGGCAGCUGAAGAAGAAACUUCCGAGGUCGAAGAGACCCGCGAGCCCAAUGAAUUCGGGAACGUGGACGACGAUGACGAGCCAGAGUCUCAAUGCUUCGAUGGACGCGACGUGGUGAUUGCUAUCCUUGUUGGGUUGAUUGGAUUGUUGGUCGAGAAGUACGUAUUCGACAAGUCCGGAUAAAGCGAAUCGUAUGUCAGUAUUGUUGGUAAAUGCAAGUCACCGAUGCUUGCCGACAGACACCAUUGAGCUGUCGGUCGGUACGAGUGGAAAAUGAAGGUUGCGUUGCGACCUACCGGACGAAGAGAGUGAGAGGCACUUUCCGAAACCGAAUGAAAAAGAAGUUAGAAGACUCCAGGCAACGAUGAGCCAUUGCAGCAAGAGAGUGAGUAAAAAGAAAAGCACUACCUACCGUAGAAGAAGAAUAUGUUAGCAUGAAACCAGAAUUGGCUCUUUUGUACCGUA
This is a messenger RNA of Seminavis robusta, 1086 nucleotides long. The record is from the annotation of a GenBank genome assembly. Lineage: Eukaryota; Bacillariophyta; Bacillariophyceae; Naviculales; Naviculaceae.